UCCCCUCCUCUGAUAAAACCAUGAACUCUAAUUGGUUGGUUCGACUUCAUGGGUUAAUAAUAACAGAGAAGUUUAACUAUAAAUGUUUGCGCAGCAACAGCAGGACAUCACAUCCACUUCAAUAUUCCAAUCCUGAGAACAGCUGCAGACUGAGCAGAAAGUCAUCACUGCCAUUGAAGAGAUGAAAAGGAGCGAGGAAACAAGUAUACCUGUAAAGGCAUCCAUUGAGACGAUGUAUGACCACGAGGUAGACAGGGAAGGAGAGUGGCACGGGGAGGCAGGAGUGUAUAAGGGUGAAUUAGACAUCGGUGGCGUGAGGUCGGUGACCAAGUUGGCCAACAUGGGUGUUGGUGGUAUGGCAUCGAAGAAAAAAGGAGUUAGUGGGCACCUUGACUACGAAUUGGGAAAGACUCAAUUAGACCUCGGUGGCGAGUUGAAGGUGGAGGGCAGGUUGCCCAGCGCCGGUGUUGCUGCUGGGAUAACUAAUGAAGGAGUUAAAGCCAUGGCCACAGCUGAGCUCGUAGGUGCCUCUGUGUCCCACGGGAAGGCGACAGCCACAGUGCGUCUGGCAGCUGAUACAGGCUUUGGAGUAGGCAAGGAUGGGAUCGAGGCACAAUUUCUGGGUACAGGAUUCUCUAUUGGGAAGAAAACAUCCAUUUCUCUGUUUGGUUCCAAGUUUGAGUGGGACUUCAGCAAGUGACACACCUCCACUCAGAGCCCAGAGGUCCACUUCUGUGGAGAUGUAUUAAUUCCCCCUGUUUAGUUCUCUUAUAGCCUACAGAUAAGGCUUCAGGGCCACAGAUGUGCUUGGCUUCUUUUAAACUUAAUGAAAACAUCUUGAUGUAUUGUUCUUAAUCAAUGGACUGUAUUUACAAUAUAUUCUUAUCAACUGUA
This is a messenger RNA of Oncorhynchus keta (chum salmon), 894 nucleotides long. RefSeq lists its product as uncharacterized. Bases 182 to 700 code for a protein of 172 amino acids. The record is from RefSeq and is a predicted model, not a curated record. The transcript has 2 exons. Lineage: Eukaryota; Metazoa; Chordata; Actinopteri; Salmoniformes; Salmonidae.